UUUGCUGUCAACCAUAACCAGUUAACGAGGUUAACGGUUGAUCGCUCGAAAUUGGCUUAUUGUUAUUAUGGUCAGUUAUGGUUAAAUAACAUCUGUAAACAACGGCGUGACAUGCAUGUAAAAAAGUUAUAAUUGAUAUCAAUUUCGUUAUAGCAAUUUUAAAAUUAUUCAGUGUAAUAUUUAUGAAUAACACAUCACAUAAAAGCUGUAAAAUUAGUAAAGCCCAGUGUAAACCGAUAAUUUGUGUUCUACCAGUUGUGAUAUAACUGUUCUUUCUGUAAACAGAAGAGCAUGUUACAAUGACCAUUCGUUCGUUUAUAUUGUGUUUUAUAAUAUAUCAUUUUAUUAACAAAUGUGAGCAAUGCUCUAACGAAUAUCCUUUUCAAGUUCAUUUAGGAACAAGGACACCAUAUCGAAGUGUGUCCAAUAUAUCAUUUGAUAAAAUUUAUUAUAAUGGAUGUGUAUCAACUAAAAUUUGGAUGAUUGUAAGACAUGGGACGAGAAAUCCAAGUGUGACAAAUAUUGAAGACAUGAAAAACAAACUUCCAAAAAUUCAACAAUUGAUAUUGGAAAAUGAGAAUCUGCCAAAUGAUAAUAUUAAAAACCGUGAUCUGGAUUUAUUCCGUAAAUGGAGAACCCGCUUAGAUAUUGAUGAUGAAACAAAACUUACCCAUGAGGGUGAAGAAGAAAUGUUACUGUUAGCAGAAAGAAUGCAAAAUCGCUUUCCUGAUAUUUUUAAUGAAGUUUACAGUAACACAACGUACAAAUUCAGAUAUACCUAUUCCCAAAGAACAAAGAAAAGUGCAUUAUAUUUUGCUGCAGGUUUAUUCGGAAAACACACAGCUAAAGAAGUUUGGUUUCCGGAACCUUUAAAGAAGGAUCCAAUUUUAAGAUUUUAUAAAUUAUGUGAUAAAUGGAGACAGGAAAUCAAAGCCAAAGAAAAAGAUACCGGUCAAUAUAAAAAGUUUGCUGCUGGUUUUGAAAUGACUGAUGUAAUACGGAAUGUUAAUAAAAGAUUGGGAUUGCAAGAUGAAAUUGAUUUAGGUGAUAUUUAUGUCAUGUAUAUCACAUGCGGUUUUGAGACGGCUUGGAAUAAGCAAAGUAAAUCGCCUUGGUGUUCUGUGUUUUCUGAAGAAGAUUUUAAAGUUCUCGAGUAUAUGGAAGAUCUCAAAUAUUAUUGGGUUGAUGGAUAUGGACAUGAGUUAACAUAUCAACAAGCCUGUCCGGCAUUUGGUGAUAUGAUCAGUCACCUAGAUAUAUCUAACCAAUAUCCUAAAGCAACUAUAUAUUUUACCCAUUCUGGUACAUUGUUAAAAAUGCUGGCUCAUAUGGGUUUGUAUAAGGAUCAGGAAGCAUUAAGAUCAACAAAUUAUAACAAAAUGACUAAUAGAAAAUGGAGAACUAGCUUGAUUGAUGCUUUUGGUACUAAUUUGGCUUUUGUAUUAUUUAACUGUAACGGUAACCAAGAAAUUUUAACACUUCACCAAGAAAACAUUGUCAGAUUACCUCCAUGUCCCGAUUCUGAUUUAUGUGAUUAUAACAAAAUAUUGGACUACUACAGUCAUAGCUUAAAAAAGUGUGAUUUUACUGCAAUGUGUAACAAAACUGAUGACUAAUUGUCUAUUUGAUUUAAUUUUAUUUAUAUGACAAAAUAGAUUUUAUUUAUUUCAGAAAAUAUUUAUAUUUAUACAUAUGUUUUAAAAUAAAUCAAUGAUAAAGCCC
Sitophilus oryzae (rice weevil) is the source of this 1722-nucleotide messenger RNA. It is a transcript of the gene Mipp2, whose product is annotated as multiple inositol polyphosphate phosphatase 1. The coding region runs from base 300 to 1616 and encodes 438 amino acids. The transcript has 9 exons. The record is from RefSeq and is a predicted model, not a curated record. NCBI's taxonomy places the organism in Eukaryota, Metazoa, Arthropoda, Insecta, Coleoptera, Curculionidae. Gene Ontology annotation, molecular function: inositol phosphate phosphatase activity; acid phosphatase activity.